GUACAGAAGAUACUGAACGCGAUUUAGCCCACGUGAAAGGAAACAAGGUAUAGGGGCAUUUUCGUAAUUGGAUCGUCUGUACAAAAAGCAUUGGAGAAAUGAAAGCGACGAAUGACUGAACGAAGGCAAGUUGUCAGAUAGUCAGCGCCAACUCAACUCCGCACUCGCCGCCGAUCUUCUUAUACUCGCCCGCCGUCGUUGAAACAACGUCAUCCUUCAUCGUCGCCGGGUUUUGAAUGGGCGAUUCGCUGGAGAAUUUGGGAUCCGAGGAAGCAUUGGGACCAGAAUCGAGUAUAAUGAAGGAGGAAUUGUGUAUGGAUAUAGAUCCUCCGUUCAAGGAGAACCUCGCUACUGCUGAAGAUUGGCGUAAGGCGCUUGAUAAGGUGGUUCCUGCCGUGGUUGUUCUACGUACCAAUGCUUGUCGAGCAUUUGAUACAGAGGCUGCUGGUGCUAGUUAUGCUACGGGCUUUGUCGUUGAUAAACGCCGCGGGAUUAUACUUACAAAUCGACAUGUGGUUAAACCAGGACCUGUGGUGGCUGAAGCUAUGUUUGUGAACCGUGAAGAAAUACCAGUCUAUCCCAUAUAUAGAGACCCUGUUCAUGACUUCGGAUUCUUCCGUUAUGAUCCUGCUGCUAUACAAUUUUUGAGCUAUGAAGAGAUUCCACUUGCUCCGGAGGAUGCUUGUGUUGGACUAGAAAUCAGGGUUGUUGGUAAUGACAGUGGAGAGAAGGUAUCUAUUUUAGCUGGAACCCUUGCUCGUCUUGACAGAGAUGCUCCGCAUUAUAAAAAGGAUGGAUACAAUGACUUCAACACAUUCUACAUGCAAGCUGCUUCCGGGACUAAAGGUGGUUCAAGUGGCUCCCCUGUAAUAAAUUGGCAAGGGCGAGCUGUUGCAUUGAAUGCUGGGAGCAAGUCAUCAAGUGCUUCUGCAUUUUUCUUGCCGUUAGAACGAGUUGUCAGGGCACUGAAAUUCUUACAGGAGGGAAAGGAUCUUACUACAAAUAAAUGGGAGGCUGUCACUAUUCCUCGUGGUACGCUUCAGGUAACUUUUCUCCACAAAGGAUAUGAUGAAACUCGGCGGCUUGGCCUCCUUAGUGCCACAGAACAGUUGGUGCGGAAUUCCACUCCACCCAGUGAGACUGGAAUGCUUGUCGUUGAUUCUGUGGUGCCCGGUGGCCCAGCUCACAAACAUUUGGAGCCUGGUGAUGUGCUUGUUCAUAUGAAUGGGGAGGUGAUUACUCAGUUCCUGAAGAUGGAAACUUUACUAGAUGACAGUGUCGGGCAGAAAGUUGAGCUUCAAAUUGAAAGGGGUGGAACUCCUUUGACAGUGGAACUGUUGGUCCAGGAUUUGCACUCCAUUACUCCUGACUGCUUCUUGGAAGUCAGUGGUGCAGUCAUUCAUCCCCUUUCUUAUCAACAGGCUCGAAAUUUCCGCUUUCACUGUGGUCUUGUCUACGUGGCAGAAACAGGAUAUAUGCUUUUUAGAGCAGGAGUUCCUCGCCAUGCCAUCAUUAAAAAAUUUGCCGGAGAAGAUAUAUCAUCCCUUGAAGACUUAAUUUCUGCUUUAUCUAAGUUGUCUAGGAGUGCAAGAGUACCAUUGGAGUAUAUAAGCUACAACGAUCGUCACCGGAAAAAGUCUGUACUGGUCACAAUUGACCGCCAUGAAUGGUAUGCGCCUCCUCAGAUAUAUAAACGUGAUGACAGCUCUGGUUUAUGGACUGUGAAACUUGCCUUGCCACCUGAGUCGCCACUUCUGUUCUCCGGUGUUGAUCCUGGCAAACAAGUUUUGUCAAAUCAUAGUGUUUCUUCUUGUGCUACUGAGGUUAGUGCAAUGGAUCUUAGGCCUCAACAACUCAGCCAAGAAUCAAUGGAUGGAGUUACCAAUAUGGAGACUAGUUGUGACGAUGUUCCAGAGGGACUUAACAGUCAGGAUGAUUCUGAUGCUGGAACUAAGAAACGGAGGGUGGAAGAAAACUUAUCUGCAGAUGGCAAUGUAAUAAUUGACCACUCUUUAAAUGGACAUAGAGAGGAGAGGUUUGGUGAAUCUGGGGCUGUGGAUGAUGCUGCUCUGAGAGAUUGUCAAGGUGCUGCACCUGUGGCUAAUAAUGCCUCUGUUGCUGAACGUGCAAUAGAGCCUACUCUUGUGAUGUUUGAGGUCCAUGUACCAUCAUUAUGCAUGCUUGAUGGAGUUCACUCACAGCAUUUUUUUGGAACUGGUGUUAUCAUAUACCAUUCCCACUACAUGGGCUUGGUUGCAGUUGACAAAAACACUGUUGCUGUUUCAGUUUCUGAUAUAAUGCUAUCUUUUGCUGCUUUUCCUAUUGAGAUUCCUGGAGAGGUAGUUUUCCUCCAUCCUGUCCAUAAUUUUGCUCUGGUUGCAUAUGAUCCUUCUGCUCUAGGAGCUGCUGCUGCUUCUGCUGUUCGUGCUGCUGAACUUCUUCCUGGGCCAUGAAAUUGAAUUACUUGUGGGAACGGAUGUGAGGGAUGGACAUGGAACAACUCGUGCAAUAAAUUGGUGUGGUUGUAUUGUCCAAGAUCCUCAUCCAGCAGUACGUGCACUUGGAUUUCUUCCUGAGGAAGGCCAUGGAGUAUAUGUAGCAAGGUGGUGUCAUGGAAGUCCAGUACAUCGAUAUGGUCUUUAUGCUCUUCAAUGGAUAGUUGAAGUCAAUGGAAAACCAACUCCCUCUUUGGAUGCUUUUGUUGACGUCACGAAGACAAUAGAGCAUGGAGAGUUUGUCCGGGUACGAACAGUCCACCUGAAUGGGAAGCCCCGAGUACUUACAUUGAAGCAGGAUUUACACUACUGGCCAACAUGGGAGUUGAGGUUUGAUCUGGAAACUGCUAUGUGGAGGCGCAAAACAAUCAAAGCUUUGGACUCUGGUGUUUUGUGAAUUGACUCGGGUGAUUAGACUUGACUGCAGAAGAGAACGUUGAAUAUUCACUGUAUUUGAUGCUAGUUUAGUCCAACUUGUUGGAGUUGAAAGUCGCCAUACAUCAAUAUAUGCAAAAUCAUUUAAAGCAGGUAUCUGGCUUCAUUGCCUAUUUGUUGUAAAUGACCAUUUAUUUGAUGAAAUAAUUAAGUUGGUAGUAUAUUAGACAAAAGUUAUAGGUUGUAGCGCCAUACAUGUCAUUGUGAAUCUGAAGAUGUAAACCAUGAACUAGGGGUUACUUUUAGCCACCAGAUUCGUGGCGAGUCCCUUUUUAGACCUAUAGACUGAAAGCAUUUUUUCUUCUGAAA
Molecule: messenger RNA, 3239 nt
Organism: Capsicum annuum
Lineage: Eukaryota; Viridiplantae; Streptophyta; Magnoliopsida; Solanales; Solanaceae
Product: protease Do-like 7
Biological process (GO): proteolysis
Molecular function (GO): serine-type endopeptidase activity; protein binding
Source: RefSeq, a predicted model, not a curated record